AUGCGAAGUCAAGUUUUGCGGACUUCCGUGAAGAAGUUGAAGCAUUUGAAGAAGGUUUUGAUGAAAGAAAUCGCCCAGGUGGAGGGGCCCCUCUGGUGCGUCGAGAAAGUCCUGUACCCGAGGCCCUUCUGCAUGCGCCGCUGCGUCCGCAGGAAGAAGUACCGCUGCAGACUGCAGCAGCAGCAAAUUGAACUUGCAUGCAUUCACCUGCAGCAAGCCAUCAAGGCUUACCUGCGGUGGGCCGGGCCGGACUUCCGGAAGUUCACAGCAGCGCGGCAGGCCUUGGGGGACAAGCUGCCGCGGAUGUGCGCGCGGGUGAAGUGCGGCUGCUGCUGCAAGUGCUGCUGCAGCUGCUGCUGCUGCCUCUACUGCUGCUGGAAGUGCUGCAUGCGCUGCUGCAACUGCUGGCGCUACCCCUGCUACAAACUCACUUACUGCUGCCGCAGCCACCCCGAAAUGCUGCAGCGGCGGGCCGUCUGCAGGGCGCUGUGCGAAACGCUGGAGAGCGAGCUGGAGCUGCUGACUGCGCACUUGGCAGCUAGCUGCUGCUGGCUAGCUCGCAGCGGGCUGCAGCAGCAGCUAGCUGAGCUAGCUGUGGCCCGCGCCCACCGCUUCCUCAACGCUGCCCGCAGCAAACUCCACCAAGUCCACUUCACUCUCUGCGAAAGACCCAGCACUGUGUCUCAGAGGCUCGUCGAGGCCACUCUCCACAAAGCCCAAGACGACUUGGAACAGGCCAAGGCCAUCAUAGGGCCCCUCCCCUUCAGGGGCCCCCGGCCCCACGACAGGGGCCCCCGCGAGCACCAGCUGCUGCAGCUGCCCCCCGAAGACGGGCUCGUGGCGCCCCACGCGCAGGGGCUCGAGCCCCCCCGAGUUCCCUUCCCGCUGCUCCGCACGCCCUUCUCCUACAGCUGCUUCUAG
Messenger RNA from Eimeria necatrix, 921 nucleotides. RefSeq lists its product as hypothetical. Bases 1 to 921 code for a protein of 306 amino acids. Lineage: Eukaryota; Apicomplexa; Conoidasida; Eucoccidiorida; Eimeriidae. The transcript has a single exon. The record is from RefSeq and is a predicted model, not a curated record.